UGCCAUAGUCUUCUACUUACUUCCAGGUGCCGACAUCUCAGCCAACGCGUCUGUUUAGCUUCCUCAACCCUCUGGCUAUAGAGAUCUGGUUGUACGUCCUUGCUGCGUAUAUCCUCGUCUCUUUCACACUCUUUGUUAUGGCCAGAUUCUCUCCUUAUGAAUGGUCUUCAAGCACGCAUGUCUGUGGACAUGAAACGAAGUUAUUGACAAACCAAUUUAGUGUCUGCAACUCUUUUUGGUUCAUCACCGGUACUUUUUUGAGGCAAGGAUCUGGUCUUAAUCCUAUGGCGACAUCAACUCGUAUUGUUGGCGGUAUCUGGUGGUUCUUCACCCUGAUCAUCCUCUCUUCGUACACUGCUAACCUGGCGGCAUUCCUCACGGUGGAGAGGACGGUACUUCCCAUACAGAGUGCAGCAGACUUGGCUGCACAGAACCAUGUGCAGUACGGCACUCUUAAUGGGGGGUCUACUAUGACUUUCUUCAGGGACUCCAACAUAGAUAUUUACCAAAAGAUGUGGCAGCACAUGUCUACAGCAUCACCACCGUCUCUCGUCUCAUCAUACGAGGAGGGUGUGAGGAGGGUCUUAGCAGGGAAUUAUGCCUUCCUCAUGGAGUCCACGAUGCUGGACCAUAGGGUGCAGAGAGAUUGCAAUCUGACGCAGAUAGGUGGACUUCUAGAUUCUAAGGGUUACGGGAUAGCGACAUGGAAAGGCAGUCCCUGGCGUGACAGGAUAUCUCUCGCGAUCCUGGAUCUGCAGGAGAAGGGGGUCAUCCAGAUCCUGUAUGACAAAUGGUGGAAGAACACAGGAGAUGUCUGCAAUCGGGACGGCAAGGAUAGCAAAGCAAAUCCACUUGGAGUACAGAAUAUUGGUGGUGUAUUUGUGACGUUACUGUGUGGGUUGGCGCUGGCCAUAGUUGUCGCUAUACUGGAGUUCUGCUGGAAUACGAAGAAAAAUGCAUCCCAUGGCCGGCAGUCACUAUGCAGUGAAAUGGGCCAGGAGCUAAGAACAGCGAUGCGCGGUGGUUCCUCCCGUACUGUUCUCCGGCCUGGCUGUUCGCGCUGCUCUCCAGCAACACAUGUCCCUCCAGCACCUUCUAGAUAUGAGAUGCCGGACGCGUCGAGCACGGUAGAACUAAAGGAGCUGCGGUGGUCGUAGCGCGGGGCUCGCGGGCCCGCAUCCGCGCCCGCUUCGCCCGCGCC
Molecule: messenger RNA, 1201 nt
Organism: Papilio polytes (common Mormon)
Lineage: Eukaryota; Metazoa; Arthropoda; Insecta; Lepidoptera; Papilionidae
Product: glutamate receptor ionotropic, kainate 2-like
Exons: 8
Coding region: 138-1157 (339 amino acids)
Cellular component (GO): plasma membrane; postsynaptic membrane
Molecular function (GO): signaling receptor activity; ligand-gated monoatomic ion channel activity
Source: RefSeq, a predicted model, not a curated record